AUGGCCGCGAUCAAGAUCAAGCUCGCCGUCGACAGGACGGCGAACCGCGUGCUGUUCGCCGACGCCGUAUCCGACUUCGUCGACGUGCUGCUCACCUUCCUCACGCUGCCGCUGUCCGCCCUCCAGCUCUGCGCAGGAGGCGCGUCAUUGCCGGGCUGCCUCUCCAACCUCCGCGACAGCGUCGACCGUCUCAGGGCCAGCAAGCUGUUGCAGGUUGACGCCUGCCACGGCAUGCUGCUGACACCUUCGCACGCUCAUGAGUUCUGGCGCUGCGGGUCAACUCACAGCACCCACGGCGGGGCCGAUCAUUGCAAGACACCCGACAGUUCGGAAUACUUUCCACUUUUCGACGGCUGCAAUUGUGGCCUAGUCAUGGCUAGACUUUUGCAUGUCUAUGAGAAAUUAGAGAGAAAGAGAUGUUUUUUUGUUACGCGGGUAAUGGAAGAUACGUUUGUAGGUGGAAAACAACGGUUUGUGGUCAGUGAUGACAUGACCAUCAAGCCGGCAUCAACCAGCAGCAUGCAGUCGCUGCCGCAGGCCUUUCAUUCUGAUGGGAUCUCCCAUAGAUUUCAGGAGGUCGAGCAGUUGGUGGACUGGGAGCAGGUUUUAUCCAUGUUGAAGGAUUCUCUUUCAUCAGUUACCGUAUUGACCGAUGCAUUUCUAUCCAAGGAAACGAAGAAUCAUAAUGCUGCUCGUGCCAAAGUGAAACCAAUGGUCAAUCACAACACUCUACCGCCAGAUCAAGAUUUUGCUACUACUUCACCCGAAAUCAAGAUCAAGAUUUUCUUCAACACUCGUGAAAAGAAGGUCAAAUAUGCUGAAUGCGACCAAGAGUUCGUGGACCUCCUCCUAGGUUUCAUGACUUACCCUAUCAGCUGUGUAAUCAAGAUCACAGGAGCUGGCACUUGCCAUCUUGGCAGGUCCUUCAGAAAUCUCUACAGCAGCGUUAUCGAUCUCUACGAAGCUGGGAUCUUAAAAGAUGAUAUCACCACGAAGUUGCUGGAUUCAGGCAUUAUGCCGUUUGAUCUUGUUAGCAACAUGGCAUCCUGUCAGCCACUGAACUGCCCAUUUCCGAAGCGUGAUCUGCAAGAUUGUUGCUGGCAUCCGGAGCUCGUUGAAGGAGGGAAGUAUGUUGUAGAGGAUGAUCUACGUAUACAUCAGGCCUCUGCAAUGUCUGUGAUGAAACAUUGGUGCGGGACAGACAAGGCAAGCGUACUGGAUAUGGAUAUUACUGUCAGGAGACAAGAGGCUGUUGCGCUGCUGCGGGCCUUGCUUACUUCGAAGACGGCACUGACCGAUGCGUUCACCAGCAGGCUGGAGAAGGGCUUCCUUGUUUGA
Messenger RNA from Lolium perenne, 1338 nucleotides. The record is from RefSeq and is a predicted model, not a curated record. Lineage: Eukaryota; Viridiplantae; Streptophyta; Magnoliopsida; Poales; Poaceae.